AUGGCUGAGCUCGCGUUGGGCGCCGUGACCUCGUUGCUUGGCGUCAUCCGCAACGAGUGGCGGUUGCUGGGCCGCGUCGGCGGCGACGUCCAGUUCAUCAGGGAGGAGAUGGAGAGCAUGAACAGCUUCCUGAUGCACCUGGCCAGGACGGCGCCGCCCAGCAGCGAGCACGACGAGCAGGUGCGGACCUGGAUGAACCAGGUCCGGCUGCUCGCACAGGACUGCAACAACUGCAUCGACCUCUACCUGUACCGCGGCAACCCCGACAUCCACCUGGGCAGGGACCGGCUCCGGCGCUACCUCCGGUGGUUCCCGUGGUUCCUGCAGAAGAUGUUGGCGCAGCACCGAGCUGCCUUGGAGCUCAGCGAGCUCAAGGAGCGUGCGCGGGACGUCGGCAAGCGGCGGCUAAGGUACGGCGUGGAGAUCCCGAAGAAGGCGGCCGUUCCACCUGGUACUGGUGGGUCGGCAGCCGCAGAAGGCAGCGCCGAAGCUGCUUUCGUCCACCUCGAUGGUGAAGAAGACGAGCACGAGCACGACCAAGUGGCGGGGGCAACGGCGACUGAUGGUUCUGGUCGAAUCAGAAGAGCCCUCUUUGGACUUUACGUCCUGGAGGACUACUUCAACGACCAGUUAGCCGUGUGGAUAGAGCAAGUUCGACAUCAGUGGAGGGAAAGCAAAUGGCAACACGACACCCGAUGCGUUGCCUUUGUGGUGCCGGACACGGAGAACUCCGGUGCCAUUGCACGUCAAGCUUCGGCUGUGGCAGAGAAGCACGUCAAGAACACUAUCUUGGUGGACAUCCCAUUACUGCACUAUUGGAGAAUGCUAGGACCCAAGAAUAUCCUCUACUACAUCCUGAGGGAGAUCGAGCUCCGGCAGCAGCAGCAGCAGCAAGGCCAAGGGAUUGAUUGGCGGCAAAUCCGCGGGGAAAAAAGGGCAGUGAUUAGUAAAAUCAAGAAAGAUAUCGAACCUUUGAAUGUUAUAAGAAAGGUUGAAGAGAUCAUGACCUACAUUGAAAACGCCAAGGAGAACAAGCAACUGAAGCUGUACCUGGAGGCCUACAUUGAAAAAGCCAAGGAGGACAAGCAGCUGGAGGUCCUGGACGGACCAAAGAAAAAGGAAGCACAAGAAAAAAUCACCAAAGAAACCUCCUUAGGUGUACUCUUGGUACUGCUUCUGCUGAUGAAAUCUAUGCCUGCAUUAGCACAACACUACGAUGACAUAAUCAAGCAAACAUCCGAGAUGCUCAAAAAGCAUAUGGAGCAAGUAAAUGAAGGAAGAGACAAGGGCGCUCGUAGCAUAGAUUCGAGAGAGCAGAAACAGUCAACCAAGGUUCUUGACAACCAAACCAGAGAGUCCCCCAAGGUUCUUGAGAGGCUCAGUAUCAGUGGAAACAUACUACAGGGGCAGCUUUCUACAUUAUUGCUAACCGACAAAAAUACCACACUUAUUAAGGUAACUUUAAGUAACGCCUCACUGGAUCCGACUAUCCUAGAGGCCCUCUCCAAUCUGCCCAAGUUACAAUGUCUGAAGCUUCGGCACAAUACAUACAGCGACAACAAACUCACAUUCAAGAAGGGUGAAUUCAAGAAACUCAGGUACUUUCUUGUCGAGGGCUCCAACUGGAUUGAAAUCAGUUUUGAAGAAGGUACAGCAGCUCCAGAGCUCGAGAAGAUUGUUUUGUCCUUUGACAACAUAGAGUAUAUUGCUGGAGUAGACCACCUUAAAAAAUUGGAGGAGCUUGAACUGAACAAAUAUAACAAGAGCAGCAACAACAGUGGAGGCAGCACCGACACUGCUGCCACCAAUCAAGACCCCUCCGCCCUUGCUGCUACCACUGCCGCCAAUCCCUCACCCCUUCCUCUGAACACUACCACUGUCGUCCCCUCCACCCCAACAGGCACUCACCCCGCCCCCUCUUCCCCAACUGGGGGUGCCGCGAAUCCCUCACCCCUUCCCCCGAACACUACCACUGUCGCCCCCUCCACACCAAUAGGCCCUAACCCUGCUCCCUCUCCCUCAACUGGGGGCGCCGCCAAUCCCUCACCCCAUACUUCCACAAUUGACGCUGCCAAUCCCUCACCCCUUCCCCCGAACACUACCAUUGUCAUCCCCUCCACACCAACAGGCCCUAACCCUGCUCCCUCUGCCUCAACUGGGGGCGCCGCCAAUCCCUCACCCCAUACUUCCACAAUUGACACCGCCAAUCCCUCACCCCUUCCCCCGAACACUACCACUGUCAUCCCCUCCACACCAACAGGCCCUAACCCUGCUCCCUCUUCCUCAACUGGGAGCGCCGCCAAUCCCUCACCCCUUCCCCGGAACACUACCACUGUCGUCCCCUCCACCACUCACCCCGCCCCCUCUCCCCCAACUGGGGUCGCCGCCAAUCCCACAGCCCAUAUUACCACUGCUGACACCGCCAAUCCCUCACUCUCUGGCCCCACCACCUCCAGUAACAAUGUGUUGCUUCCGAAAUUGCUUUCCGAUGCCAAACAAAUAUCCAAGGUGACUCUUCGUGGUACAAUGCUGGCGGAAGAUGGUAUGAGAACCCUCGCAAGGAUGGAAAACAUACGCUGCCUGGUGCUCUUGCAAGGGUCUUAUAACCAAAACCGGCUUGAUUUAAAUAAAGAUGAGUAUGCAAAACUCAACCUUCUUAUUGUCAAGUGCCCUGAAAUCACCGAGAUCAAAUUCGAGCGUGGGUCUGCUCCUAAGCUUGAGAAGAUCGUAUGGACCUUCGACCAAGGGAGCUCUUUAUCCGGCAUCGAGCACCUUCCAAGAUUGAAGGAACUUGAGUUCACUGGGGACUCUCUACCAGACCAGGUGAAAGAAGGCAUUGAUAAACACAAGCACAAAGAUAUGAUUCAUUGUACACACUACAAACAGGAGAGGCAAGAUCAAACAGGAAGAAGCACAGGAAAAGAGGAUAGUGUUCCAAGUUGCCUAUACAUCUGGAAGGACAAGGGUUGGCGCAGGAGGAACUGA
This is a messenger RNA of Miscanthus lutarioriparius, 2985 nucleotides long. Lineage: Eukaryota; Viridiplantae; Streptophyta; Magnoliopsida; Poales; Poaceae. The record is from the annotation of a GenBank genome assembly.